UAACGGUUUCAGGGCGCGUGCGGGAUUGACGGCCCGUGUGUCACCUCAGCGCCGCGGCCCUGUUACCAUGGUAACGGAGCACCUCCCCUGGUCUCGCCAUUGCGGGGCCCUUCCCCCUAUUGCACGGGAGGGACUGAGGCCAAGGGAGGCCACGUGACUUCCCCGACGUCGCCCAGGGAGGCCACGGCGAAGCAGGGAGGUGAAAAAGUCACCUCAGUGCCAGUGCCUGCACCCCGGGAAAGCCCUUUGUCCUCUACUGGCCCCCUUCCUCUUUACUAGCCAGAGACCUUGCACAUCAGCACCCUAACCCUGGGUCUGCCUUGUGGAGAGGCUGCAGCCUCUGCCCCGGUGUUUCCACCUCAACCUUCCUCAGAUUCUGAGCCAAAAACAGAGAGAGUUGGUGGUGGUGUCACUCAGCCCAGGACAGAUGAGCUGUUGGAUUUUCUCCAGCCAGGCAAGGAAAUGGUAGCUGCCUCAAGUUCAGCUGAGGGGUAUUAUGACACACUGCAGGCACUCAAGAUGGAAAACAGACAGUAUCUAUUAGAACUGGGCAUGCUCUACCAGGUAAAAUUGGAGAAUGAUCAGAAACCCUUCAAGGAGGAACUGGAAGACUUCUUCCAAGACAACGGGAGAUUGACUCUGCAGGGCAAGCCCUAUGAGGCUUCAAGAUCUAGUAUCAUAAGCCAGUCCAGUUCUUUAACUGACUUAAACUUGGACAGUCCUUGGGAUCAGCAAAAUCCUCUCUCACUUCCUCAGUCCCACCUGAGGCCAAAGAGUGCUGCAUCUGCCUGGGUCUCUACUAUCACCAUCCCCCAGCCCUUCAAGAUGACUCUGCGUGAGGCACAUAAAAAGCCCCAAUUGAUGAAAUCACGUGCAUCCCUUGAGCUGGAAAAACGAAGGGACAAAAGACAAAGUCAGGAGGAGGCAGAGUGCCAGAAGCAGUUCCGCGCACAGCCGGUGCCUGCCCAUGUUUACUUACCACUCUACCAGGAAAUAAUGGAGCAGAAUGAGAUUCGCAGGGAGGUGGCAACACAGAAGAGAAAAGAGUUGCUCCUUUCCACUCAGCGACCCUUCAGCUUCCUGGAGAAGGAGGACAAGAAGAAGGAGGCCAUCAGACAGAAGAUCUUGGCGGCACUGGCUCCAGUUGAGAACUCCAAACCAAAAGGCAACAAGACAGUAUCUAAAUUCAUCUAUAACCCAGUUCCUGGGGAUAAACUCAAAGAAGCUGAACUCUUCAGGAAAAUUCGCAUUCAGAUGAGAGCCAAGGAUUUGUUGGAAAACUCCUUCGCUCCUAUUGACCCUAGCACCAGACAAAGAGACCCACAGUCCCGAAUCGCCACCAAAACCAAACAAGAAAAACUCAGCUUCCUGCAAGACGACUUCAGCUUUAAACCAAGAAUUAACCCAGCGGUGCCUGAUUUUGAAACACUUUACUGGGCAUUUCAGAGAGAAGCAAUAAGGAUACGAGACGUCAAAGAGCCAACUCGUAAUCAACCGUUUAAACUGAGAACUUCCAAUCUCCACUACAGGCAGAAACAGGCUAAUGAGGAGAAAAUGAAGCAGCCUUCCAAGGCUCCCAUGCAAAGAAGUCGUUCUCUGACUGGUCUCUCCUCUCUCUCUUCCAACACCCUUCCAGUGCACAUUACAGAUGCAACAAGAAAGAGAGAAUCUGCUAUUAGAUACUGCCAGGAAGACAAAAAGAGCAGGGAGAAUGAAGGAAUUCAUUGGAUGGAGAUACAGAGAAAGAAAUGUCAGGCUAUGCAUAAAUCUAUGAGCAGCCGAGCAAAAGCAAUGGAUCCCCAUAAAAGCCUGGAGGAGAUACACAAGGAGAAGCUGAAACAGAACUGGCAGAAUGACCGCAGAAGAACAAAGGAGUACAAAAAAGAACUGGAAGAAAUGCAGAUACGAGUCAAGAACCGACCAUACCUCUUCGAACAGGUCAUGAAGCAUGAUGCCCGGCAAGAGGCAGAGCGACACUACCGAGACACCCUUUGUCAGGUGGGGCUGAAUGAGGAAUUCGUAAGGAACAAAGGGAGAGAUGCUACUGACCUACCGAAGGAGGAAGAGUCUGAAACUCAAAGAGCUCAGGAAUCUCAGGGGGACAAAGACAUUGGCACUGUACAGGAAGAAGAAUCAUCUUAGGAAGAGCAGGGAACAAAGAAUGACAACAUAAGAACCCUGCACAAGACUCUGGACCUACUUUCAAUAAUUUCCUUUAGUUCAAGAUGCUUGAGACGAGAGCAGCAGUUCCAGCAUUUUUACCUGCAUGACCCCAUUUUCAGACUUAUUGCUUUUUGUGACCUGACAGCUUGGAGGAAGCCAUUUUGUAGAGCAGGAUGGUGUCUGCCACAAAGCAUGAUCUCACACACUGUACAUGCAAGGUCACGUGGAGCAAAUGGCAUCCUCCACACACUCACGAUCACCGUAAAUGCAUCUACUGAUGGCACGACUGCAGUCCCAUCUGCUGAUGGCACAAUCCCACUUGGGGUUACAACCUGUAGUUUGGGAACCACUGUUCUAGAGUUUCAACAGUAGAACCUCAGAGUUAUGAACACCUCAGGAAGGGAGGUUAUUUAUAACUCUGAAAUGUUCAUAACUGAACAAAACAUAUGGUUCUUCCAAAGUUUACAACUGAAUAUUGACUUAAUACAGCUUUGAAACUUUACUAUGCAGAAGAAAAAUGCUGCUUUCCCUUUUUUUAGUAGUUUGCUUUUAACACAGCACUCUACUGUAUUUGCUUUUCCCUUUCUCCUACCCCCACCCCCAUGCUCCGCUGCUGUCUGUGUACUUCCAGUUCCAAAUAAGGUUUGUGAUUGGGCAGUUUGUAACUCAGAUUCUACUGUAUUUCCAAAUGACUGACUUAAGAGAGAGUUGCUGUGGUUUGGAUGACAUAGGAAGACUACACACAGGAGCGAGAAGGUGAGGAUUGACUCUUGCCUAGAACACUCCUUGCCCCUCUCCAAUCCCUCAGAAUGUUCCCCAACUGACUCAUUUCCCUGUCCCUUAGUCAGGUUUAGAACCAACAGUGAGACUGCUUGAAGCAGGGAGAGAGGAGGGUGAUGGGUUGGGGCACUAUUGCUGAAAAGGGAGGUAGACCUGAAGGCUGACAUGUACACUUACGUUCACUUGCUUUAUACUCAAAAGAUUCUGAAUGGAAAGGGCAAAUCUAGUAGAUCUUAAAAUUCUGCUCUGAAGCUGUCCUUCAUGUUGAUUUGUUUCAGGUUGAAUGUGUAUGUUGAAGUGGAUUUUAAGAUAUUUGUACAGAAUAAUAGGUUAUUGGACUGAGUUCUCCUGGGGAGAAGACUUGAAAAGAAGCUCUUCUCUAGCAUCUCGCCUCUGCACCAGCUCAACGGCAACUCUGCUCCUCUCCUAGUGUUCUGGAGACACAGUCUUGCUAUAAAUUGUAACCAUUUUCCAUUAUAAAGCUCUACUUUAGGCCCUUGUAAGUUUGGCUCAGAUCAUGGGUUUGGCCUGAAAGUGGUAUGAUUACUAUGAAGGGGGUCAGUGCAAGGUUUGAGGAAAUUCAUCACGUUUUGAGCUCCAUGUAAUUAAAAAGCUAUCCUAAUUUGAAGUUUGAACUCCUGUCCAAUGUUCUCUCCUAGCUCAAAAUCAGCUUAAAACCCCUUAAAGCUCCCUAAAGUCAGGUCCUGCCUAUAUGCUGCAAUUAAGCAAAGUUCAUAGAAAUGUAGGGUUGGAAGGAAACUUGAGAGCUCUUCUAAUCCAACUUCUUGUGCUGAGACAGGGCCAGCAAGACUAUUCCUGGCUGAUGUUUUCUAACCUGUUCUUAAAAACCUCCAACGGCAGGGAUUCCACCACCUACCUUGAAGGCCUAUUCUAGUGCUUAACUAUUCUUAUGAGAGUUUCCCCAUAUUUAACAAAUUUCCCUUGCUGAUUACUUGUCCUACUUUCCCAGAACAUGAACAAUUGAUCACCAUCCUCUUCAUCACAACCCUUUAACAUUUUAAAUAUUGUCAGGUUCCCCCCCCUAUAUUUUAACACUAGUAUUUAGUUUUGAAAAAAGACAUCAAUUUUUUUUAAAUCUUUCCUCAAGUCAGGUUUUCUAAACCUUUUAUUUUUUGUUGCUCUUCUUGGGAUUUUCCAGUUUGUCCAGAUCUUUCUUAAAGCAUGUCACCCAGAACUGUCAAAUAGAGCAGGACAGUUACCUCUCACUUCUUACAUAACAUUGCAGUUAAUGCAACCCAGACUGAUGUUAGCCCUUUUUUGUAACUGCAUCCCAUUGUUGGCUCAUUCACUGUGUGAUCUGCUCUACCCUCCCCUGCCCCAAUCCUUUUCAGCAGUACUACCCUUGCAGUUAUUCCCCUUUUGUAGGAAGAAAAAAUCAGAUGCACCCUUUAGUACUCUUCACUUGUCUUUAAUAAAUGUUAGUGUUGAUUUCAGACAGACAUUCUCCAAUUUGUCACAGUUGCUUUGAAUUCCAAUUGUCCUCCACAGUGUUUGCACCCCUCCCAACUUGGUGUCAUUUGCAGAUUUUUAUAAGCAUAUUCUCUACUAUGUGAUGCAAGUCAUUAAUGAAAAUAUUAAAUUUUACCAGACCCCCUACAGAACCCCCCUAUUUUACAGUCAGCCAUUAAUUACUACUGAGUACAGUCUUUCAACCAGUUUUGCACCCACCUUACAGUCAUUUCAUCUAGCCCACAUUUCCCUAGUUUGCUUCUUUUGUUGUAGAUGGUUUUGGGACCAGUUCUCCUCCUAGUUAUAGCAGUGGCUGUUAGGGGACCAAGCCUGCCCCCAUUAACAUUUCUGUGAGGUUUUUUCUUCAUAGAUUUCAGUGGGACCGGGCACUAUGUAUGAGUAUGUCCACUCCACUGCCUGCAUCUUAAAUGAUAUAAAGGGUAUUUCUAUAACUUACAGCUAAUAGAGAUCUUCCUUCAGAUAACAGUGGGGUCUAUGUUUGUAGGGGUAAGUCUCAUUGACAAUUAGAAUAUUUUCUGAAAAUGUGCAUUGUCGAAGAGCUUUGAGAUUAAAAGAUUUUUAAAUGUCUUAA
Gopherus flavomarginatus (Mexican gopher tortoise) is the source of this 5005-nucleotide messenger RNA. It is a transcript of the gene FAM161B, whose product is annotated as FAM161 centrosomal protein B. The coding region runs from base 463 to 2142 and encodes 559 amino acids. Gene Ontology annotation, biological process: cilium organization. The record is from RefSeq and is a predicted model, not a curated record. Gene Ontology annotation, cellular component: cilium. Lineage: Eukaryota; Metazoa; Chordata; Testudines; Testudinidae. The transcript is spliced from 9 exons.